Echinococcus granulosus is the source of this 5028-nucleotide messenger RNA. RefSeq names its product CD109 antigen. The coding region runs from base 1 to 5028 and encodes 1675 amino acids. The transcript has 24 exons. Gene Ontology annotation, cellular component: extracellular region. NCBI's taxonomy places the organism in Eukaryota, Metazoa, Platyhelminthes, Cestoda, Cyclophyllidea, Taeniidae. The record is from RefSeq and is a predicted model, not a curated record. Gene Ontology annotation, molecular function: protein binding; endopeptidase inhibitor activity.
AUGUCUCGCCGGACGCGCUGUUGUUGGAGGCCCUCCAGUUUGCGAAGGUCAGACCCCAUCAUGGUUCCGAACCAGGCGUCUCAGGGCGAGUACUGGUUACACCUAGAUGGUUAUAUAGCCACCAACAGCUCUCUUCUCUUCCAAAACCGUACAAUGAUCCAGCUUUAUCCCAAGACAGUGUCUCUUAUGAUUCAGACGAGCAAGCCGAUUUACCACCAAAAUCAGGUCGUGCGGUUUCGAGUUAUACCAGUGCAGCCUGACUUAAUGCCAUGGUUUGGUUCCCUUGUUUCGGUGGAAGUAGUUGACUCUUCCAAUAAUCUUUUUAAACGAUGGCUCAAUCCAAUGACAAACAUUGGGGGCAUAAUUGAACUCGAUUUCGCUCUGGCCGAUCAAGUCAACGAGGGAGAUUGGAUGAUUCGGGCUCGACACGAAAAGCAUAUGGUAGAAAAAACAUUUAGAGUGGUCGAGUACUGGGCUGCACUAUGGGAUGUCAACGUGACUAUGCUUCCUCGGUACUCGGAUGAAGAUUUUGCUCUCACUGGAUUAAUACAGGCUAAUUAUACCAGCGGAAAGUACGUUCGUGGGAAUGCAAGUGUUAUCAUCGAAAUGCGUGAGCGUGGGCCCGAUAUGUGGUCCAAACCUCCGGCUGGAACUGUUAAGCGCACCAUCACACAAAUGGACGGUCACGCUGCCUUUAUAGUACCCCUCUUCGAGCUGCGAUCCCAACUUACCGGAAGCGUGGGGGGCGCAGAACCUUCAUUAGCCAACAUGGAUAUUUGGGCAAACGUUUCCGUGACAAAUUGGUGGGAGGGAGACACUCGAACAGGAUGGGCUUUCACUCAAGUUUUCUCGGCCAAUUCUAACAUUAAAUUUCUCGGCGGGGGUGUUCGACUCUACAAGCCAGGAAUGUAUUUCACCGCCUAUAUGGUGAUUUUCACUGCAGACGGUCGGCAGCCACUCUACAUAGGCAAUCGAAGAGUGCGUUUGACAAUCUCGUGUGCAGAGGGUGCAGAACUGAGAAGAGUAUUUCUGCCCAUCCCAGAUGACUCUCUGAUCCAGUAUACCUUCCGUCCCGUUGCUGAAGAUACAUGCACUAGUCUGCUUCUACAGGCGUCGUUCAUAGACGAAAAAUCUGUGGUUCUUGCGACCGCCUAUCAGCGACUAUUCAAAUUCCAAUCUCCGUCCAGUACGUACCUGCAAUUAACCACCACCACCCCACAGCCACAGGUUGGCCAGUACAUGGUGUUAAACGUGGAGACGAACUAUCCCGUGGACACUAUCCACUACUUGGUCACUGCAGGUGGAAACAUUAUCACCUCUGAUCGCAUAUCGAUGCGCAGCAUGGUCACAUUUCGAUCCUUCUCGAUCGCUAUCUCCAAGGCGAUGGCACCGAUUUGUCGGAUUCUGGCAUUUUGCAUCAAGAACGACGGAGAGAUUCUCGCGGACAGUUUAACCUUCUUCACCAACUACAGUCGAAUAAACAAUGUGCAAAUUCAAGUGAAUCGAGGGAAGGACUUGAACCUAGACACCGUGGAGAUACGAGGAUUUGCCACGCCUGGAUCCUAUCUCGCAGUGAACGUGCUCCAUGCCGACUUGUUUCGAUAUGACAGUCCUUCCUUCAUCCAGGAAAACGAUGUGGUUAAUGAGAUGUCCAUGUACGAAGCGCACGCACAGAUGCCGUAUGAGUUCACGUGGUACAACAGCGCGAGCCAAGUGGAUCGCGUCUACGUGCCCUCGCCCACUUACGGCGCCGAUGCUAACUCCACUGUGCAGAAGUCUGGCCUCGUUAUGUUUACCGACGCCAAUUUCACAAAGGCCAACUUCUAUCACACCUGCAACGAGACGGAGAACCCGGCGCGUGCGCUGCCCUGCUACGCGACAUCAGGAAGGGAAUGCUACUCGCGAGCGGAGCGCUGCGAUGGCAUCAACCAGUGUGUUAAUUGGGCUGAUGAGGCUGACUGUCCGGAGAACACCACCGCGCCGCCAAAGCUACGCCAGCUCGGUUCCUUCGAGAUGCUCUACCGCAACUGGGAGGACGGCGCGUGGAUGUGGCACAGUACACCCGUCAAACCGGACGGGCAGAUCCAAUUUCGCGUCCCACUACCAAAGAUGGAAGCAGGCUGGGUGGUGGGAGCGUUUGCAAUGGACGUCUCGGAGGGCCUCACGCUCAACCACGCUCCAUUGCGCUUUGACGGUGCACGCCGCUUCUACUUCACCCUUGAAGUCCCCGAGGUCGGUUUUUGGGGCGAGCAGUUUGGUGUCCGUGUCUGCCUCUUUAACUACUGGACAUACUUCCUUGAGGCACUGGUCCGGGUGAACGCGAACCCGAGCAUCGGAGUGAUUCGAGUUCCCUACGGAGGUCUGACGACAGCCUGGGCACCGCCCUACUCGGUCAACGAGACCGUGGAGACUUUGGUGUACCUGGACGCCGGCGAGUCGAAAUACGUCUAUCUACCUAUUUUGCCUCGUAACACGGGGAACAAUACCUUCACCAUAUGUGCGUUCUCGUUCCUUGGGGCCAACUGCGAGACGCGUUCCAUCUUCGUGCAUAUGAAUGGCAUUCCGAAUUACUUUCACACCUCUCGCUUCAUGGAUCUCACCAGCUCCAGUCGGCUGUUUGUCAACAACUUUCGCGUGAUUGUGCCGGAGAAGUUUACGGUGCCCGAACAACGGGCGCAUCGCUUCAUUCCCGGCUCGCAGAAGGGCGUGAUCAUCACUGUCUUAUUUGCGCCCAAAGGUGACGUAAUUGGACCCGCACUCAGCCGUAACUUUGAGUAUGCAAGCACUGAGAAUGUCCUACGAUUAUCCUACGGAGCGGCAGAGAACGUCUUUUUCGAGUUGGGUUUCAAUCUGCAACUGCUUUUCUACCUGCGUGGCGCCGGCUACCUGCCCAACGACGUGAUGCUCGCCGGAGUCAACUACUGCUCCAUCGUCCUGCAGCGUGGAUUCACGUACUUUGACAACUCCACCGGCGCCUUCUGCAAUUUUCGCGACCACCUUGACCGACCCCAUGCCCUUCCGACAGCAUUCGCGAUAUGGAACAUGCUACUGGCGAGACUGACGGAGUGGGAGCGGUGGAUCUUCGUAGAGGACGAAACGUUUGUACGUACGAUAACCUUUCUGAUGGAGACGCAAGUCAAUCAGACGUCAGGAGCGGACCCCAUGCUAGUGGGCAGUUGGCCGGUGAAGGGGGAGGGCGUGGUGGUGGUGGACCGUCGAUUCAUUCCUCCAGUGAACGAAACACGGUGGCCAAAUCCCACGGAGCGUGAGGCGCACCGCCGUCUACCCACGGCGGCUAUGGUAGUGGUAAGUCUACGGGGCGCCGGCACUUCGCCUCCCAGCGGACGCGCCGCCGAUCGCGCCUCUCGCGUAGUCAGCCUCGCUGUUGGGUUCAUUCGACAGCAUGUUCUCAAUGUUGACGACCUCUUCGCCAAAAUCAUUGCCACCUAUGCACUUCAAGUUGCUGCCGGAGCCAACGCUCAAAACGAACUUACCCAAGCGAUGAAUCAGAUCCAAAGGCGUCACCUGAAAGCGGAUCAUGUAUACUACUCGAACUAUCCUAUCCCUCCACCAAUCUAUGAGAUUGAUCAAGCAGGUCGGCGAAUCGAGAAUCCACGGGGUGAAUGGCCCAAUGACGGCUACGGAGUGGCGUGCUCAGCGCUCGUCUUCCUCAUCAAACUUGAGACCAAUGCCUGGAGUCCCGCAGUCCACGAGGCCCAUGACAUGGUAAACUGGCUCACUAACCAACGUAAUCACGUCUCUGGCUUCACUAGCACCUUCGACUCGCUAGUGGCUCUUCAAGCUCUGCGCAAAUUCGCUUUGGCAGACAAGAAUCGUGCUCUCUACAAGAUGUCGGUGAGGCAGAAAAUAAGCUCCCUCAAACAGUGGGAACCGGAGAUAUGGAUCGUGCCCGACAACUACUCCACGCUCUCACGCACUGUGUAUCCACCACGAUCUGUGUGGGGCGACGUAACGCUGGCAGUAGAGGGCACUGGACUCCUAACUCUUCAAAUGGAUGUCAGUUACAACGUGGAGUUUCCCGAUAUUCAACGCGAACCUCUCGACCCGGAAAAUCCUCUUAGAUUGUACCCCAGUUUCGACCUUGAAUGCACCCCCACAUUUACAGGCAGAAACAACUCCCACAUGCGCAUGUCCGUCUGCGGCAGCUGGACGGGAAAUCAUCCUUUGGAACCAGCCAAUGAGAGUGGCAUGGCAGUGUUUGAAGUUCGUGUGCCUACAGGCUACGUGGUACUAAAUAACGAGCUUCGGGACUACGUGCAAAGUGGUCAGGUGCCCCGGUUGAUGUACGCUCGUUUCCGUCCCCACUUUGUUCAUUUUUUCUUUAACAAGUUAACAACGGAAAGAACUUGCGUUGAAUUCAAUGCCUCGCGUUUCUAUCCGGUCUCCAACAUGACUGAUCACCAAAUCUGCCUCGCAUACGAAUACUACGAACCGGGUCGAUAUAACAACAGUAUGUAUGAAGUAAUCUCCCUCUACACCAACACAAUUUGCAGCGUUUGUGGAUCCUUCCAAUGCCCCUACUGCCCGGAUUAUAACGGCGCCGUCUUUAGACAACCUAGCCCCUUGCUCCUCUUGGUCAUCCUCCUACUAACAUUGCAGCAUCAUCACUGGACCCUCUGGUGGCGGUUGACGAUUGGCGUUGAGCCUCGCGAUCACAUUGAGAUGAGGACUAAGGGAGGGACAACUGAGCUACAAAGUCGGCGGGAGGCACAGUGGACGCCAGGUAUGGGAGAUCCCAUGCACGUCCGCAAUCGACGGAUCGAUGCCACAGUGCCAUUGGCCAGCCCGCCGCGACCUACCGAACUGCGCAAAAGAAGGCAGCAUCACGCGCGCCCACCCUGUGACUUGGUAUUGGCAACACGACGACAGCCUCGUGCCACGCCGUUGGAUUGCCCCAUACCCUCACUACACUAUUACUUACAAAUUUACAAUUCCCAAAGAAAGAGAUCACCGGAUGAAGUUGAAAGUGAGAAGCACACUAACAGGAAAGUGUCGAAGGUGAAGUGA